Molecule: messenger RNA, 2975 nt
Organism: Saccoglossus kowalevskii
Lineage: Eukaryota; Metazoa; Hemichordata; Enteropneusta; Harrimaniidae
Product: mitogen-activated protein kinase kinase kinase 20-like
Biological process (GO): protein phosphorylation
Cellular component (GO): cytoplasm
Molecular function (GO): ATP binding; protein binding; protein serine/threonine kinase activity
Source: RefSeq, a predicted model, not a curated record
UGUUAUUGGUUGUUGAGUGUUUUGUUGUGUCUGUCUAUUUGACAUCACAAGCCGUCAACAAAACGGCGGGCUUUGUGAAUCAGGAUGCCCACAAGAUGGGAUCCUCAUUCUAUGAGAUUGCCUUUGAUGACUUGGAAUUUUUUGAACGAUGCGGGGGUGGUACAUUUGGAAGUGUCUAUCGAGCAAGAUGGAAAUCACACGACAAGGAAGUGGCAAUCAAGAAAUUACUUGUCUUAGAAAAAGAGGCUCAAGUUCUAAGUCAACUAAGUCACCGCAAUAUUAUAAAAUUUUUUGGUGCAGUAACUCAGGAACCUAACUAUUGUCUAGUUACAGAGUAUGCCCCUAGGGGGUCCUUAUAUGCCUACUUAGCUGAUUCCAAAAACAAUCUAGAUUUCAAGCAUAUCCUUGCAUGGUCCAGGGAUAUUGCUUUAGGUAUGAAUUAUUUACAUAAUGAAGCUCCAUUUAAAGUAAUUCACAGAGAUUUAAAGUCUAAGAAUUGUGUGAUUAAUGCUGAUUAUGUCAUAAAGUUAUGUGAUUUUGGUGCCUCUCGUUUUAUGGGUAGCACAACCAAGAUGUCACUAGCUGGAACGUUUCCAUGGAUGGCACCAGAGGUCAUUCAAAGUCUACCAGUAUCUGAAACAGCUGAUACUUUCUCUUACGGAGUGGUUUUAUGGGAAUUACUGACACGAGAGAUUCCAUUCCGUGGAUUGGAAGGAAUACAAGUUGCGUGGCUUGUAGUUGAUAAGAAUGAGAGGCUGACCAUACCUAGUAGUUGUCCAAACCACUUUGCUGAAUUGAUGAGUAAUUGCUGGGAUGUGAAUCCUAAGAAAAGAAUGGUAUUUCCAGAAAUAUUAGCCAAAAUUGAAGAAAUGAGAGAAGAUGGUGAGUUAUCUGAAGAAACUGGUUCAUUUCUUGAUAAUAAGGAGGAAUGGAGGGCUGAGAUUCACGAGACUUUUGAAAGACUCAAGCACAUGGAAAGGCAUCUGAGUGACAAACAGAAAGAGCUGGAGGAAAGAGAAAAACUUUUGUUGGAACGAGAGAAGAUUCUAGAGCAGCAUCACUUCAACAGUCACCAGGUUGAUCAUGACCUCAACUCCUGGAGUGAAGCGCAGGUGUAUGAUUGGAUGUUACAACUGGGAGUUGACGGCUCUUAUCUAAGUGAUCUAACAAAGUAUGCUAGUAUAUUCAGAAUGAAUAAUAUCAAUGGGCAUAGAUUGCUACUUUUGACUGAAGAUGAUUUGAAGGCUAUGGGCAUUGUAUCUGUUGGACACAGGGUAGAUUUAAUUACUGAAAUAGAUCGUUUAAAAAUGUGCUAUCUUAGAUUACUGCAUUUUCCGCCGCUUUCAGUGGCAGUUGGACAGACAAAACAACCGCCAUCAUCCCCAGUGCAGAAGAUAGUUAGUUUGACAUUGAUAUUUGGCAAUCACUGUAGGAUGGGGGCCACUCCACAGGAACACAAGUGGAAAAUGUAUUUAGAAAUAGAUGGAGACCCAUCAGCUUUAACUUGCAUCAAGGAUGUGACGUUCAUAUCCAAAUCACCGCCAUAUGACAUGAUGCGAAUGACAUAUCCACCUUUCGUGGAGGAAAGUUGGCACAAAGGACCCACAGAAUCUAUGAAGAUAGAGUGUGUUGUCAGUUUUGAGUCUCAUGUUAAGCAGCGAAGUACCAAACAUCUGCACCAGAUUCAAUUCAAAGAAGGUGGUGGGGUGAGUGAGAAAACACUUAAGCUGGUGUGCAGAUCUACUAGUAGUGGUAGUGGUAGCUCUGGACGUAACACUCCUACAGAGUCCAUGUUGACUUCACCCGGGAUUCAGUAUGGUAGAAGUGCUAAAGGUUUAUCGCAUUCAAUCAGUACGCCCUUACUGCAAGGUGUCUGGAGUGAGCGAUCUCUCGUACACGCACUCUCAUCGAUGGACUUCCGUGAGCGAAGUGGAAGUGGUGACUCUGGUGUUUGGGCCAGCGUAGUCUCCAAAUCAUCAAGGAAUUCCCCAGCACCAAUUGCAGGGUGUGAAAAGAAUUCAGGGUACGCCUCUGACAGGAGGAAAUCAUAUGACUCGUCUUCCAAGAUUAAUUUUGCUGUUGGAUCUGAUGAUGAAGAAGACAAUGAAAGCAUUACUGCCAAAGUCACGAACAAUGAUGCUUCAACACUGACAUUUACAAGUAACAAUGGUGGAGCUGAUUCCUGUACCUCUAGCUAUGCUAAUGCACUAAAGCAAGGCCAAAAGAAACUGACAUCUGGUAACAGAACACCGGGGGAGUUGUAUCACCAGAAACAAUAUGGAAACCAAACUACAAGUACGAAUAGGGGUCGAGAGAAAUUCAGAAAUAUGGACACUAGAACUGACUCUGGUACUCAGACACCAGAAAGACGUUGGGGACCAUUUAGAGGACGGGGACCCAGAGGAAGGGGCGGUGGUGCCGGUUUUGGCUCUCGGGGCAGGGGACGUGGCAGGGGGAACUAUUUUCAGCGUAGUCAAAGUGAUCAUCAUUUGCAGGAACACAGAAACAAGGAAGGGAAAGAUUUUGUGCGAGCGAUCAGUUCUGGUACCAGUACGGAUUCCAAUGACAGGAGGCAUUCUGACUACAACAUGCAGCAACACACAAUGCGAAACAGAGGGUGGCAUCGACCUCACAGGGGUCGUGGACCAGCUACUGUGAUCGUGAAUAGACAUGCUGAGAACUCUGAUUGGACAACAAAUAGUAGACACAGUGAAGCUAACAAUCCCUCCUUCUCUUUUUAUGCCGAUCAAUGCAAUAAAGAUCAACGUCAAGUUCAAAACAGUGUGCAUGAACACUGCCCUCAACAAAGACACACACAAGCAAGCCACAACAACCAAAUAAGAAAUCCUAAUCAGAGUGCUUUGAUCCUAAUAAAUGUGUCUCAAGUUUAUGCGAGGGCUAUUUCAGCUCAAUUCAGAAAUGAAGACAGUGGGAGACGUGAUGGACGUGAUGAAGAAAUGAUGAAGGCAAGAUAA